AAACAGGUCACCCGUCUGAUGAACGCCAUCAACUUCACGAGCGACAAGAAAGAGGUGGUGGCGAUGUUCGCAGGGGCUGAUCGCAACAACGAUGACGAUAUCGAUUACAAUGAGUUCUCAGAUAUGUGCAACAAACUGUUCCUUUCCGAUGAUAUUAGAACUAUAUUUACCAAGUACUCCUCCGAUGGUGAGAUGUCUGCCGCCCAGUUUGCACAGUUUUUGAAGGAAGAGCAGAAAGAAGACGCGUCCGAAGAGCGUGCCGUAAAUCUGAUCAAGAAGCACGUGGCGAUGUUUGGACUCAUCAAUUCCGAGAUGCGAUUGACGCCCGAAACCAUGGCAGCAGCCACCUCAGAAGCGACCAAGUUCGAUGCGAUGGAGUUCCAGUCUUAUCUGGAGAGCAGCGAUGCCUCGGCAUACAACCCACAGUCCACUGUGUUUGUUGAGGACAGCAUGUACAGCCCCCUCUCCCACUACUUCAUCAACUCGUCGCACAACACCUACUUAAUGGGUGACCAGCUGAAAGAUGAUUCUUCGGUUGAAGCAUAUGUGCGAGCUCUGCAACAAGGUUGUCGAUGUGUCGAGAUGGAUUGCUGGGAUGGCGACGACGACUACGAUCAUGAACCCGUUAUUUUCCAUGGGCACACGCUCACCAGCAAAAUCCUGUUCAAGGACGCUCUCAGAGCCAUUAAAAAGUACGCCUUUGAGGCCAGCGACUACCCCGUGUUGCUGUCCAUUGAAAAUCACUGUACUCACGAUCAGCAGGUUAAAAUGGCUAGACAUCUGAAGGAAAUUCUGGCUGACUAUCUGUACUAUGUACCGCAUCCCGAGGAUGAACCAUCCUUGCCCUCUCCGGCCUUCUUCAAGAACAAGUUCCUAGUCAAAGGAAAGAAGCUGAAACCCCCAGCCGCAGACAGUGCAAAGGCGGGCGAGACAGUCUCGAGUGAAUCAUCCGAAAGUGAGACCGAGGGCAGUAAGGGAAAAGGAGUAAAGACUCCCAAGCCAAAGAUGGCCGAGGAGCUCUCAGAUCUGGUCACGCACAUGCAGGGUGUGCACUUCAAGGACUUCGCAACUAGUGCAUCGGAGGGCAAAUGCUAUAACAUGUCUUCGUUCGGCGAAUCUAAAACCAAGAAGCUGUCGUCAGAGAAUCGCCUCGGCUGGAUCAAAUACAACACCCGCCAACUCAGUCGCACGUACCCGGGCGGCACAAGGGUUGACUCGUCCAACUACGAUCCUACUAUGGCCUUCAGAGCUGGUUGCCAGAUCGUUGCUCUCAACUUCCAAACAGCGGACGGACCAUUCCAGGUGAACAGUGCGUUCUACAAGCAGAACGGUGGCUCCGGAUACGUGCUCAAGCCUGAGUUCAUGCGCUCGAAGAACCCCACACUGGCGCACGGCAAGAUGAAGAUAACAAUUCGAGUGAUCAACGGUAGUCGCAUACCUAAGCCCACGGGAGAUGACAGUAAGAGUGAAGUGGUCGACCCCAUUGUUAAGAUUUACCUACACAACGGUGAGGAUGACGACGACAUCCCUACCUAUAAGACUGCUGUCAAGAGCCAAGGUCUAAAUCCGCGAUGGGAUGAGACAACCGACUUCACACUCGAGAACUCACUAUGGCCCACAUCAGUGCUGCGUUUCAUAGUACGCGACGAAGAUUUGGGAUCGGACGACUUUAUCGGCUACUGGGCAUGUCCUACCAAUCAGCUGAUGCAGGGCUACCGUAUGCUCCCACUCAGUGCUGACAAUGGUUUCCCCUUACUACAUUCCUACUUAUUCGUUCACAUCGCCGUUGAGGAGCUGGCUUAAAUUGUAUAACGACUUGUAAUAUUCAUUGUACUGGUAAUAAAUAAUGUAGCUGA
Messenger RNA from Sphaeroforma arctica JP610, 1856 nucleotides. RefSeq lists its product as hypothetical. The record is from RefSeq and is a predicted model, not a curated record. Gene Ontology annotation, biological process: phosphatidylinositol-mediated signaling; lipid metabolic process. The coding region runs from base 19 to 1803 and encodes 594 amino acids. Gene Ontology annotation, molecular function: calcium ion binding; phosphatidylinositol-4,5-bisphosphate phospholipase C activity. NCBI's taxonomy places the organism in Eukaryota, Ichthyosporea, Ichthyophonida. The transcript is spliced from 13 exons.